CGCUGCGUGCACUUGUGCUACGCCGCUACGUAAGCGUAACGCGCCUACUAUCGCUACGGUAAUGCAAACAUUAUUCAGUGGUUAAUGACACUUAUCUACGUAAUAGUGCAAUCUUUGUGAACUGUUUUUUUAAGUUGUUGUCUUGGAUUUGUUGAUAAAAGUGAGAGAUUUCCGUGGUCACUUGAAGGAGAAUGAUGCUUUGCUCUAUAAUACAAUACUUAGAAUAGACUACUAUAGAUCUAGUUUAGAGUGUGAAACGGCAUAAAAUAUUGUAGUGUUAAAAAUGAUGAUGGUUCUAAGGAAGGCACGUGGCUGCCGUCACAGGACACUCGUGACUUGAUGUGGCUGCGGUUUACGGACUAGGAAGCAUGGCUUCUCAACUUGCCACGAUAUUAUUGUGGCUUGGUGGAAGUGCCUUCGGUCUUCGAGACAUUCAACUCAAUGUACCAGAGGCGGUAGGGGUGGGUGCCAGCGCAACCCUCGGCUGCCGAUGGGCGCUGGAUACCGGCGAGACAUUAUACACAGUGAAAUGGUACCAUGGAGCACAGGAAUUUUUCCGAUUCGUGCCGAAAGAAUUGCCAAACACCCGUGUUUUUUCACAAACAGGCAUCAGCGUUGAUGUGUCACGCUCAGGCGCUCAGCAAGUUGUAUUGCGCGGCGCAUCAAAAAGCCUCAGCGGACGGUACCGAUGCGAGGUGUCAGCCGAUGCACCGUUUUUCCACACAGUGUAUAAAAGUGCUUACAUGCGUGUCGUAGAAUUACCAGACGCAAUGCCUUUAGUGCACUCACAGAAGAGUUGGUACACUGUAGGCGACAUGCUUCGAGCUAACUGCACGUCACCCCCUGCAGAGCCACAAGCAAACAUCACAUGGCUUCUCAAUGGAUAUGAGGUAAAAGGCCUCGAUAUUCCGCCCCCAGACAUGGCUUUUUCUCGAAGAGAGCCUGUCAUAAGCGAUGCAUCACUAGAAGAUGCGAAUAGAAUUAUAUUCAGUCCAUGGGACGCAAUAUCUGGCUACGAAGAGUCUGCAACAGACGUCAUAGACAUCCCGGGCGACAUUGAAGAUUCAGUUGCUUCAAACUCGCACAAGAAGUUCGAGAGUACGACGCGAAUAACGCCUCGACUAGAACAAAUUUCAAGCAAAAAUAUUAGCAUUGAAGAAGAUAAAUCUAAUAAGUCUUCCUCCUUCAGUCAACUCGUUAUACGAGUACAGACUUCGCAUUUUCACAAGGGUCGGAUGAAUGUCACGUGCGUGGCGCGCAUAUUGUCAGUGUGGUCAGCGAGCACCGCACUUUUGCUAGACGAGGAGCGGCCUCAAAUAGCUCCCGUCAUGGGUAGUCGGGACACGAAUUCUGGUCCACGCUGUUCCACAUCACACGUCUUGGCGCUUUUAAACUAUUUACUGUUUAAGCACUGGGCAAUACGAUGAUGGACGGCAGGCGGAUAUGAAUAAGAAACAAAAUAUUUUCUCAAAUAAUGUCAGUGUUAGACUACUUAAUACGCCCAUAUUUAUAGUCGAGUAUUUGUAUAUAAUAUUCUUAUUGUUCUAGAAAAUACAUAAUUUCAUGUACGUUUGUAUAAUCGUGAAAUCUUCAAUACUGGAUUUCUUCAAUGCACUGUCGCAUUUCGUAAAUAUUAAUGUUUCGAUGGAAUAAUCCC
Messenger RNA from Vanessa atalanta (red admiral), 1657 nucleotides. RefSeq lists its product as uncharacterized. Bases 369 to 1427 code for a protein of 352 amino acids. The record is from RefSeq and is a predicted model, not a curated record. NCBI's taxonomy places the organism in Eukaryota, Metazoa, Arthropoda, Insecta, Lepidoptera, Nymphalidae. The transcript is spliced from 9 exons.